AUGGCCACUUCAAGCAUUCUCACUCCUCUCAAAGAGCUCAAAGUCGCCAAACAUCAGAUCCCAGCACAUGGCUUGACACCAAACACAUCCAUCCAGAACAAACCUCUGCUGCUAUAUAGAAAUGCAUUCAAGAUGAGCACUAGUGCAAGUCAAAUCGAAGAACAUCUAAGCAAGGUCGGUGUAGUAGACCCAGCAUGGAGGUAUACUAUGUAUUCGACGUCACACUUCCACAGCACUUCACACGAAGUGCUCGCCAUCAGCCAUGGAGAAGCCAAACUCUGCUUCGGGCAUGAAGACAACCCAAGCCGGGUGGAAGAAACCUUGAAGCAAGGAGAUGUAGUCGUCGUGCCUGCAGGUGUAGCUCACAGAUUGCUAGAAGACCUCAAGGGAGGAUUUGAGAUGGUAGGAUCAUAUCCUAGGGGAUUAAGUUGGGAUAUGUGUUAUGGGAAGAAAGGGGAGGAGAGCAAGAUUAAAGGGAUUGAGAAAUUGGGAUGGUUUGAGAGGGAUCCGGUGUAUGGAGAGGAAGGGCCUGCCACGGAGGUUUGA
Aureobasidium melanogenum CBS 110374 is the source of this 546-nucleotide messenger RNA. RefSeq lists its product as uncharacterized. Bases 1 to 546 code for a protein of 181 amino acids. Lineage: Eukaryota; Fungi; Ascomycota; Dothideomycetes; Dothideales; Saccotheciaceae. The transcript has 2 exons. The record is from RefSeq and is a predicted model, not a curated record.